Molecule: messenger RNA, 2844 nt
Organism: Colletotrichum gloeosporioides
Lineage: Eukaryota; Fungi; Ascomycota; Sordariomycetes; Glomerellales; Glomerellaceae
Exons: 2
Coding region: 1-2844 (947 amino acids)
Molecular function (GO): protein binding
Source: RefSeq, a predicted model, not a curated record
AUGGAUCAACCACCAAUCACAAUUGGUAAUGUGAACAUUGGGCCCGGCGCGACGGGCAUAGUGGGAGUGAAUUAUUUCGGCUCAGACAACGACAACCCCGAAAUUAAGCUGAAGGGCUGCAUCGAAGCCUUUUACGUGACAGAUCCCAAGGUUGACCGAGACGAACUAAUCAACAUCAAAGGCGAAGUAACGGACGGAACUUGCCAUUGGAUCCGGGAUGACGAGAUGUACAACGCCUGGCUGAACAACGAGUACUCCCAACUCCUCUGGAUUUCUGGGAGUCCUGGCCAGGGCAAGACAAUGCUUUCCAUAUUUCUUACCGAUGAACUUGAGUCUCUCGCCGACGACUCUACCCACGUUUUGUUUCAUUUCUGCAGCCAUCGAAACGAGGAGAAGAGCACGGCAACUGCUAUACUAAGAACGCUACUCCAUCAAAUAUUCAAACGAACACCUACGCUUGCCAAGCACGCCCUCAGCCGUAUGGCAACAGCGAAUAGAGUCAGAGACACUCUCAACUCGCGUGGAAUUCUAUGGCAGAUUCUCACGGACGUGCUGAAUGACCCCAGCCUUGGACCCGUGGUUUGUCUCUUGGACGGUCUCGACGAGUGUAAAGACGGCAGCGUGAAUCGGCUCAUCACGGAUCUUCGAAAACUUUUUGGCUUUUCCGGAAGGGCGGCUCGGCAGACCCUAAACACGUUCAAGAUUGUGGUCCUCAGCCGUAAGAUCGUGGGACUUCAUGGAUUUCUGCGUCUGGACCUCGAAUCCAAGACCAAAUAUAUCACGUCAGACGUACAUCACUUUGUUGACGCAAAGAUUAGAGAGCAUCCGGUCUAUCCAACCAUCGAUGAAGGCUUUUGGAACAACGUCACCUCGAUGAUUCGAGAACGCUGCAGUGGAACUUUUCUAUGGGCUGGCUUGGUCCUCAAUGAGAUUUUGAGCAAGGACAAUCAAACCGAGAUGAGACAAGUUCUGGAGGAGGUGCCUGGGGGAUUAGACGCUAUCUACGCCAGGAUUCUCUCCAAUGUUCCUUCUCGGUGGCGCCAAGAUGUGGCACGCCUUCUUCACUGGGUAGCAUCAGCUGUUAGGCCUUUGUCUGUAUCUCAAGUGGCUGAGGCAUGGUAUCCUGAUUGUGCAGAAAACCAGGCCGUGUUUCAGAAGGUGCGAGAUCUUGUGUCAAUGUCAGGAUCUCUAAUCAAAACCGACACAUGGUGCUGGGCAGAGAGACUUUCACUGAUCCACAGUUCAGUUGGGGACUACCUUAUUCGCCCAGUAGAUGAAGAGGAGGACAACCACGCACCACACGGAUUUCAACUCGAGUCACAGGCAGUCCAUCGUGAGAUGGCCGAAAUAUGUUUGCGAUCAAGCAGUGCACUUGUGCCCAUGGAGUCAAGACGCCAGAUCCGGGAGCCCGGAAUCCACGUCACGCUUUAUGACGACAUGAUUUUGGAAGAACGCAACUUUAAUCGCAAAUGGAUCUCAUAUGCGGUAUUUUCUUGGCCCUCACACGCGAAAGCCUGUGCCGAAGCAGCAGAUGGAUUGGUCAACUUCGACUUGCCUUUUUUUCAUGACCGUUCGCCUAUUCGUGACGAGUGGUUUUACGUUUUCACCCACCCACUUGGCGAAAAGAAAGACGUUGUGGAAGUUGAAGAGGAAGAUGUCAGUCUUCUACAAAUACUCCCAGCUCUCGGACUGACUUCCAUGAUGUCGAAGGUACUCAGACGCAUGCGGCAUCAGGACAAGGACUACAUUAACCGAAUGCAAGGGAGGUAUACUGCCCUAUGCCAUGCUGCCUUCUACGGUCACGAAGACACAGUCGAUCUACUUCUCGCCGAGGGCGCCCGCGUCACUGAAGGUCAUCCAAGUCAAGCAUGCGCUCUACAAGCAGCUUUUCAGCAGCAGCAUUACCGAAUAGCAAAGACUUUGCUCGAACACGUCUGCAGAGACGCAAACGAAUAUCCCGUCCCGCGUCAAGAAAGAAUACCCACUUCACUCACAGAACAGCUCCUCUUCCAUGCACUUGGAGGAUAUGAUGUCAGGCUUGUGAAGCUUCUGUAUGAUAAUGGUAUAGCAACAUCCUUAGAUCCAGAGGCUAUCCGAUAUGCCCUCCACACCGGCUCUGGACCAGUAUUUGAAUUUCUUCUGGACCAGGGUUUCGAUCCUAAUGCCUUGAACGAAAAGACCGGGUUAACACCUCUCAGUUUGAUUGCACUGGGCAGAUCUGACAGCGAGGUGGUAGGCGUCGCAGAAGUAUUGCUGAGGCGUGGCGCCAAUGUCGACGAACGGGAUCGUGAUGGGGUAACCGCGCUUCAUUGGGCGGCGCAUGAAGACCACGGGGCACUUAUUCCGACUCUUCUGGCGCACGGUGCUGACGUGAACGCGACUGAUGCAAAUUCUGCACGACCGAUUGACACAGCCUUGGUUUUCGGCAGCUUGAAGGUCGCCGAAAUGCUCCUCGAUGCUAGUAUGGGCACUGAAGUUGAACUAUUCCUCGAUCAGAACACAUUCAGAGCCUUGAACUAUCGAAUGACAGCUGUCCACGACAAGCCCGAGAUGGUGCGAUUGUUCCGUAUGCUUAACAAUGACAUUGAAUUGCCCCAAAGGAUUUGUGAGAAGCUGUUGCAAAGGGGUGUGGAUAUCAAUCUCGGGGGUCGUGAUGGGUCGACAACCUUGGAUUUGUUUGAUACGCCGCUUCGCCUGCACCAGUCAGACUACGUCUUGUGUUUAAUGCAACAUGGGGCCCGCUGUGAGUCGGACGAGGACACUGACAAGUUGAUAGAAGCUCUGUCGCGUUGGGCUUCCAGUCUUGAAGUGUCCUCAGAUGAUUGGGACACUGAGUCUGAAUAA